UGAAGCUUCAAUUCACAAUUGACUGAAGAAUAAGAUUGCCGGUAUAAUCCCGGUUUGUACUAACCAUACUCUAAUACUAUUUGGUGGUUUAAUUUAACGGCGGACAAACCGGCCUGGACCGAAAUAAAAGAAAACCGGAGUUGGCUACCUGGAGCUGGAGGAGAGAAGAGUUGUGCAGUAGGAACAGCUUUCCGAGAGAAAUGAAAUCUCUCUGCUUCAUUUCUUCUUCUACAGCUCCAUUGAUUCGUUCGCCUCCAUUUCUUCCUCUUAAUCGAACAAGCUUGAAUCGAUUUACCCUCAAGAUUCAAUCUUCUCUCUACUUAUCCCAUCCAACAAGAUGCAGUAUUUCAAACCCCUCGAGCUCGGAGGAAUCGUUGGAUUCCAAUGAUGGAAUGUCUCGGGCAUCGAUCAGUGUCUUCGGAGGAACUUCGCUUAACAAUCUAAAGAUGCAAGUGGGCAGUCCAAUUUCGCUGCAUUCAAUCAACCCAUUAGCUAAGCUGAGUUUGAGUGAUCAAGCAUUUCUUCUCUUGGCCUUCAUCGUUUGCACGACUUCAGUGGCUUUUACAAGUCUUGUGAUUGCAGCUAUUCCUACACUUUUGGCCAUGGGUAGAGCUGCGACUUCCUUUGCCAAGUUAGCCGACACAGCUCGCAAAGAACUCCCUAGUACAUUGGCAGCCCUAAGGCUCUCCGGCAUGGAAAUAAGCGAUCUUACUCUAGAAUUGAGCGAUUUAAGCCAAGAUCUAGCUGAUGGUAUAAACAAAUCAGCUAAAGCGGUUCAAGCAGCUGAAGCUGGAAUCAAACAGAUUGGAACACUUGCACAACAGCAAACUCUCUCAAUGAUUGAAGAGAGAGCAAAUUUACCAGAAAUAUCACUGCAACCUGUUGUGGCUGGUGCGGCAGAAAAGACUUCUCACGCACUCGGCAGUGCAACUAAGAGACUAAUGAACAUUAUAACCGGAGGAAACAAGGAUGAGGAUUUAGACGUUUAGAAGCUUUCACUUGGAGUGUUGUUUUCUUCUUCUUCUUUUUGUCCGUCUUUGUUUAAAGGAAUCAGUACAAGGUACCAAAGUCCAUUUAGGGAAACAUAGAAUCUAUGAACAAGACAUUUGGUAGAAUUUGGUAUAUGUAUGAAACCUGAUGUGUAUGACACAAAAAAAAAAA
Messenger RNA from Arabidopsis lyrata subsp. lyrata, 1161 nucleotides. RefSeq lists its product as uncharacterized. Lineage: Eukaryota; Viridiplantae; Streptophyta; Magnoliopsida; Brassicales; Brassicaceae. The transcript has 5 exons. The record is from RefSeq and is a predicted model, not a curated record. Bases 201 to 989 code for a protein of 262 amino acids.